AUGGGCUACGACUACUAUCAACAACACGCAAGAUUGGGAUGGGGAACAAAUCAAUACCAAUUUGGCCCACCGCCUCAGCCUGCCUUUCAACCGCAGCCUUCUUGGGGGGGGAAUGACUUUUAUCGAGCACACGCUGCCACAGCCGAUCCGUAUCUUUUUGAUCAUGCUUGGAAUCGUGUUCGAGAAUAUGGCGGUGCACCUGCUGGUGGCAUGGGUGUUAACUUGCAAGAGGCACGCCUCUGGCAUAAACGGGCGUAUCUGCAAAAUGAACUCCAUACAUUGGCGCCCAACGAAAUAGGUCAUGCAGCAGCCUAUGAGGCUUAUAGGACAUGGAUUCACAACAGCUACCUUUACGAGCCUCUUAGUGGCGACGUUGAGAGACAAAGAGAAGCUUUAACUGGCCUUUCUGUUGCAGAAGCCACACGGCUGUUACAAUAUUUACCGCGACCGGUAGACGAAUAUUCCCGUCUAGCUGCUACAGAAGCAGCUGCACAUACAGCUUCAUAUAUAUUUUACCAAACUCGCGACGACGAUUAUCGUUCUCGAUCCCGUUACCGAUAUGGAGACUAUGGAGACGAUCUUUACGCUCAGGAUGAUAAUCUCCUCCGCACUCGUGGUCGAUCAUAUUCCCGUCACGGACAUCGCUCUCAUUCUAGACAUCGUUCAUAUUCACAAUCAGGCAUAGCACCUUUCCCGGGGCAAGCAUACUCUUCGACGUCCAUGACAAACGUCCCACAUACUGUUUUUCCUGGCUAUGGUGAUUCCUAUGACUCCUAUUCAGGCAACCACGGAAGCAUGGGACACAUGCCAGUUCCUUCUUUGCAUGGUUCGUCAUACCAUCCAAACGGGGUGCCAAUAGGAUCAGGGUCUGCUUAUGGCGGCUCUGCCUACGGCGGCUCUACAAUGGGAAUUAACACACCGUAUUCCUCAGUGCCCACAGGAGUGGCAUCUUCCUACCACGGUUCGUCUGUGAACGUUCCUACGGGAUAUUCUCGCAGUCGAAGUUCAUCCUUCUCAUACCCGCAAACCUACGGGGGCACCACCAUGAGUGUGCCUAUGGGCACACCCAUGAAUUCUUCUGGUAUGGGCAUGCCCAUGGCCAUGAGUGCUUCUGGUAUGGGCGUACCCAUGCCCAUGAGUGCUUCCGGGAUGUCUCCUAUGGGUAUGCAACCAGCACAGACAAUUGUAAUCCAUAAAUCAAGAAAACACAAACAUCGCCACCAUAGUCAUAAGAGAUCGCGGAGCUCAGAUGGCGAUUAUUAUGAUUAA
Messenger RNA from Psilocybe cubensis, 1269 nucleotides. RefSeq lists its product as uncharacterized. Bases 1 to 1269 code for a protein of 422 amino acids. Lineage: Eukaryota; Fungi; Basidiomycota; Agaricomycetes; Agaricales; Agrocybaceae. The transcript is spliced from 6 exons. The record is from RefSeq and is a predicted model, not a curated record.